Molecule: messenger RNA, 468 nt
Organism: Linum trigynum
Lineage: Eukaryota; Viridiplantae; Streptophyta; Magnoliopsida; Malpighiales; Linaceae
Source: the annotation of a GenBank genome assembly
AUGCCGGACCCUUCACGUCCUCAUGGUAAGGCUGUAGACAUUGUUCAUCGAUUGCAGGACACCCACCAGUUGGUGCGUACUAACCUGGAGAAGGCGGCGAGCAAGUACAAAGAGGUUGCUGAUCGUAAGCACCGCCAUGUGGAGUUCGACGUGGGUGAUUAUGUGUGGGCUGUUCUGACUAAAUAUCGCUUCUCCGCGGGCGACUAUUACAAGUUGGCGGCCAGGAAGAUUGGGCCAGUGGAGAUCAUUGAGAAGAUCAACCCCAACGCUUACAGUCUCAACCUGCCCAGCCAUAUUCGCACAUCCGAUGUCUUCAAUGUCAAGCACCUAGUUCCGUUCGCUGGCGACGACUCGGACGGCGACAAUUCGAGGGCGAAUUCUGUCCACCCCGGGGAGGAUGAUGCAGUGGAGGAGAUGGCAAGCCGGUUUCUAGAGAGGCACGAUCGAGUUCGGCAGGCUGCUGGGUAG